Blepharisma stoltei is the source of this 1128-nucleotide messenger RNA. The record is from the annotation of a GenBank genome assembly. Lineage: Eukaryota; Ciliophora; Heterotrichea; Heterotrichida; Blepharismidae.
AUGGAACAACCAUUCUAUGUGAAAAGUGACAAUUUUGCCCCAGCUCAAAAGAAAUCGAUAAAUGUUGCAGAAGCUUAUGAUUUAGAGGAAUCUUCUCCUUUUACUUCAAUUUUUGUUAAUAAAGAUCCAAAGAAAAUUAAUGAUCCUCAAGAGAAAAAUAAAGAAAUAUUUGCAUCACCUGAGAGACCAGAAUUAACAAUAGCAGAUCUAGAGCCUCCUUCAACAGAAAGAAACUUACUUGCACUUGCCAAAAGUUCAAGGGCGAGCGAUACUUUUGCGCUAUCAAAAACGACUGAUGGGAGUUUAUUAAAAAGCAAGCUAAGUGUAAGAUUUUCAGACACAGAUCAGUCAGGACAGAUAACUCCUAUAUCAAUAAUUGAAGAAAAAAAGUCAGCCAACAGUUUAGAUACCAUAGAAAAUACUUACCCCCCCUCCAUGAGCAACAAAAUCAUUGGAAAAUCCCUAAAAUCUACCCUACUUGAGCGAUCAAAAAAUUAUUAUGAAAAAAUGUUUGAAAUAAAGUGAUAUUUAUUAUAAUGUAACCCUGCUAAUUCUUUGUAGAUAUUACAAAUUAAAUUUAUUUUUGCUUUAAAGUUAUUUCGAAUUGAGAUUUUUAAAUUUGAAAAAAAAAUUACUGAAGACUUACUUAUAUAUAAAUUUUUUAAAAUCAAUUAAUCCGAGCAAAAUAUUUGGUCCACUUACAAAGGGGAGAGUUACGAUAAUUUAAAACAAAAAGAAACAAAGCAUCUAGAAAUCGCACGGCCUCAUUGCCCAACUUGUAGAUGCGCUUUGGAGUUGCCUGAAAAGCAACAUGAAAAUGAGAAAGCGUCACUUGGGGUAUCUGAAAGGGAUAUUAAAUAUUUAUCAAGCCUUGGGUCUUCGUCUUUGCUAAAAUCUAAUUAUCCUGGAUAUUUACAAUUUGAGUCUCCGGUUAUUCAGAAAAUUCAAAGACCUUAUUCUUCUCCAAUAAAGCUAGAUAGCCAGAAAACUCCAAGAAUCUAUAUAUCGCCUAUAUACAACCCUGCCACAUCACCUAGUCAUAUUUUCCGAGAAAGGCUAAAUCGAAGAAUUUUAUCUUUUGAAAAAAAUAGUCCAAAUGGUUAUAAUUUGUAUCGUAAAACUUAUUAA